Molecule: messenger RNA, 798 nt
Organism: Kluyveromyces lactis
Lineage: Eukaryota; Fungi; Ascomycota; Saccharomycetes; Saccharomycetales; Saccharomycetaceae
Gene: DPM1
Product: dolichyl-phosphate beta-D-mannosyltransferase
Exons: 1
Coding region: 1-798 (265 amino acids)
Biological process (GO): GPI anchor biosynthetic process; protein O-linked glycosylation via mannose
Cellular component (GO): endoplasmic reticulum membrane
Molecular function (GO): dolichyl-phosphate beta-D-mannosyltransferase activity
Source: RefSeq, a predicted model, not a curated record
AUGUCUAUUGAAAACUCUGUUGUUGUUCCAGCGUACCACGAAAAGCUAAAUAUCAAGCCAUUGACCACCAGGUUAUUCCAAGCCUUGGGUAAAGAAGGUUCCAAUAUCACUGAAUUGAUCUUCGUCGAUGACAAUUCCCAGGACGGUUCUGUGGAAGAAGUUGAGGCUUUGAAGAAGCAAGGUUACAACGUCAGAAUCAUCGUCAGAACCGACGAAAGAGGUCUUUCUUCCGCUGUCUUGAAGGGUUUCCAUGAAGCCAAGGGUGAAUAUUUGGUUUGCAUGGAUGCGGACUUGCAACAUCCACCAGAAAGUGUUCCACAAUUGUUGGAUUCUUUGAGAACACAUCCAUUCGUGUUGGGUACCAGAUACGCUGCUGGUGUCGGUAUCGACAAGGACUGGCCGUUGUACCGUAGAGUCAUUUCUAGUGGUGCUAGAGCUAUGGCUAAACCUUUGACUUCUGCCUCUGAUCCGAUGAGUGGGUUCUUCGGUUUGCAAAAGAAGUACUUGAUUCACAAGGAUGCCAAGAAUAUUAAUCCAAAGGGUUUCAAGAUUGCCUUGGAUUUGUUGGUUAAGUUGCCAAUUCCUCCACAAGAACCUAUUGGCGAAGUUCCUUUCUUUUUCGGUGUCAGAACUGAAGGUGAAUCUAAGUUGAGUGGGAAGGUCAUCAUACAGUAUUUGCACCAAUUGAGAGAGUUAUACACCUAUAAAUAUGGUGGCAACAACCUACUGCUGUUCUUCCUAUUCUGGACUAUCCUAGCACUGUACAUUCUGUACCAGGCUUACCACUUGGUAUUCUAG